Molecule: messenger RNA, 249 nt
Organism: Melampsora larici-populina 98AG31
Lineage: Eukaryota; Fungi; Basidiomycota; Pucciniomycetes; Pucciniales; Melampsoraceae
Exons: 2
Coding region: 1-249 (82 amino acids)
Source: RefSeq, a predicted model, not a curated record
AUGAUUCUUGGAAAUUAUUUCAAACUCCUCGCGGUCUUUGUGGGCCUCAUCGCCGUAACUCAUGGGGAUAGUGGUGUUAGCCUCCCGAAUCUUAGCGCACUACUAAUCCCCAAGUGUGAAAAUGGUGAAGUCGUUUGCACAGCAGGGGCGGGUUAUUGUUUCAACCAGGGAAGCACGCCAACGGCACAAUGUUCGAAAAAUGGAGUAAUCUCAUGCUCGGGCGGUGGCACCCCCUCAUGUUCAGGCUGA